Molecule: messenger RNA, 3363 nt
Organism: Anopheles merus
Lineage: Eukaryota; Metazoa; Arthropoda; Insecta; Diptera; Culicidae
Product: cation-independent mannose-6-phosphate receptor-like
Exons: 5
Coding region: 1322-3328 (668 amino acids)
Biological process (GO): lysosomal transport
Cellular component (GO): late endosome; plasma membrane; trans-Golgi network
Molecular function (GO): D-mannose binding; signaling receptor activity; insulin-like growth factor binding
Source: RefSeq, a predicted model, not a curated record
UGUGAGUUUUUCUUUUUUUUUCGAAAAUAUGGCCCCGUGUGUACGGCGCACUGUAAACAAACGCCACAACCGAGCGCAUGCCCGACGGCUGAUUUUGACAGCUCGGCGUCUCUCCGUCUCUUUCAUUCCUAUAGCCGCUAACUGAAGGCAAGCGGGUCGAAGCAAGCGAAAACUGUAAACAUCGCCCAGAAAUUGAUAACAGAACGGCAAAUUAAAGCGGAAAAUCUUGCCCCCCCCCCUCCAUCCAUCCACCCACACACAUAGAUGGGCUAAGGGCGUUGGGUGACGUGAUGUAUUCAUUUUUAGUGGCGUUUUUUGUUGUUUCUUUUUCCUGCGGUCACGACGGCGCUGAGUCAUCUUGGGUCUUCGGCAGCGGACCGUCGUGUUUCAGCAGACGGAUCAUGUGAAUGCACACAAUCAGACGUACAGUGGGCGCGUACAGUGCCAAACACACUUGUUUACUUCUCCCGCAUCUGAUCCAGCUGACUCGACGCGACGCAACGAGUGUGUGUUUGUGUGUGAGUGUGUGUGUGCGAGUGUGCGCGUGUUUAUGAUUUUCCACCGGCGCAAAACAAAAAGCGCCCUUGUUCGACUCUCGAUUUGACCGUUGCGUGCUGCGGAUUGCAACACGCAAAACAGCAGAGACCACUUUCCGUAGAGUGACGAGGUUGUUUUUUUUUAUAUAUUUUGUGUACUUGGGAAAUUUGUCCGCAAAAAAGACCAGUGUAAUACAGAAAAAGGAGGAGAGCCAGAGGGUGAACUCGAUUGCUCGUGACGGAUCGUCGGGAAAAUUCGGGUUUGUUUGUGUUUGGUUUGCAGCACAUCCGCAGAACUGCGCCACCGGAUCUGAGGGGGUGGACGGCAUUAGGCAAAACAAAAACAAUUCGCUCUUUAGCAUUAACUAGAAAAAAAAAAUCAACAACACAAGCUGCCAGCACGACUCAAGUGUGUGUAUGUGAGAACAGGUGCUAAAAUACCCUCAUUUGCUCCACAAAGAAAGGUGUGCGUGUUCGCUUUGUGAUAAGAAAAUACCUUUAUCGGCGACCAGAACGCAUUUCUCUGCCCCAUGACAACGAGAGCCAGUGUGUAAGCAGGUGUCACAGGAAGGUGGUGCGCAUAAAGAAAUGCAUCUAUUCUGAGUUUUGACCUAAAAAAGGAUUGUGCACAAAAAACCCAACGCUCUAUCAACAAUUCGGGUAUCUGCGUGCGUGUGUGUGAACAGCAUCGAAUUGUGCAGCAAAUAGCAGCGAAUCCGUACAAGUGUGUGUUCCGUUUUUGCGCGGAAGCGAAAGUGGGAAAUUCGACGUGGAAAUCAAACGGCAUGGCAUCGUCCCGCCGUCGUACAGCGGCCAUGCAAUCGAUCGGCAGCACGGCCGUGCUGCUGCUGCAGCUGCUGAUGGCAACGACAGCACAAUCAAAACUGCUGGUGAAUGGAACCGAUUGCAUCGUCCGGGAUCCGCUCUACAAUGUAACGUUUGAUUUUAAUGCGCUCAGCUCGGACCUGAACCAUCACGUGACGUCCGAGGAGAGUGGCGAGCGGUUCUUCUUUAACGUGUGCGACGACGAGCGCCAGCCGAUAACGCUCGGGUACGAGCCGCACCUGCAGCUGAACGACGGCCGGUUCCAGUUUUCCUUCACCGGCGAGCCGUGCGGCAACGGCAGCCACUACACGCUGGACAUCAUACUGCUGUGCAGCUACGAGCGUACGCCGGAGGAUUUGCGUGUCAUCCCGCACACGCCCGACCAGUGCCGGUACUUCAUCUUCUGGGAUACGCCGCUCGCCUGCCAGCCGCUGCCGACCGGGCUCGCGAACAACCGGUGCACGGUGCGGGACGGUACCGAUCGGCACGCGUUCAAUCUGCUACCACUGGCCGGUGCGAACCACGAGAUACCGCUCCCUGAUGGGUCCCGGUUUGUGCUGUCCGUGUGCAAACCGGUGCGCUACGGUCACCUGACCAUGUGCCCGCCGGGGACGGGCGUGUGCCGGGUGAAUGGAACCGAGUACCGGGACUACGGCCAGGCGGUGGCGGACCCGAAAGUGGACGCGUCCACCGGUCGGCUGGUGAUGGAGAUGCGCUCCAAGUCCGCAACCGGUUGCCCGAACUCGCUGAUUGUGUUUGAGGGAACUGUACGCACGAGUUCCUCUGGCGUACGCCGCUCUCGCUGCCGGGACACGCGGCCCUGCUCGGUGACGAAUCCGAUCACCGGCACGCAGUACGAUUUAAGCUUGCUGGCGAACCGCACCUACACGUUGAUCUCGCGGGACAAUCGGACGUACGAGCUGGGCGUGUGCCACAUACCGGCGGCUAGCCGCUGUCCGCUCGAUGCGGGCGCAUGCGAGGUGAGCGCCAAGCAGUCCGUCGGACUGGGAGCGAUCGCGUCCGAGCUGCAGUACGAAACGACCGGUGCCCCCUACCUGCUGUAUCGUUCGGGCGCCGUGUGCGACGCGACCAGCGGCCGGCGCUGGGAGACGCGGCUCGAGUUUAUCUGCGAAACGGACCCGGUGGAGGGUGGCCGCACCGGUGCGGUCGUGCCGCCGACCGUCGUGGAGAACGGCGACUGCCAGCUGGUGGUGCACUUCGAGACGGUGCUGGUGUGCGAACCGGCCCUGAUGGCCUGCGGCGCGUACAACGAAUCGACCAUCGAUCAGUACGUCGACCUUACGCCGCUCAUCGACUCGACGCGGAACUACGAGGCACGGGGCGGAGAGGCGCACGGUCGCCGCUACUUCCUCAACGUCUGCCGCCCGCUCGUGCCGCAGUAUGGGUUGAGCUGCCGGGGCGGGGCGGCCGCAUGCGAGGCAACAUUCGACGGCGUCACGGCACGCAACGAAACGACGCUCGGCUUUCCGGACGUGUCGCUCGUGGUGGCGGGCGACACCGUGCUGAUGAAGUACCUGCGGGGCGAUCCGUGCCCGCAGGAUCCGGUCACGAACCUUUCGACCACGGUGGAGUUUCGCUGUCAGCCGACGGCUGGCCGUGGUACGCCGGUACUGCUCGAGAUCGAGCACGGCUGCCACUAUCGGUUCGAUUGGGCAACGGCCGUCAUUUGUCCACCAGAGCGGGCGGUACCGUUCGAGCAGAGCAACUGCAGCGUCCACAAUGCCGCAACCGGCAGCUGGAUACGUUUGGAUGGCGUGCUGGAGGAUCUCUCGCCGUGCGACAAACGGCCCACGCCUAGCGUGGACUAUAGGGCCGGAGCUCUUAACCUGCACUAUACGGUGCCAGACGCGGUCAACUGUAGCCACACUAACGGCGUAAAAACCUUCAACGUAACCGUCGUAUGUGCUCCAGACAGCUCAUUAGAUCGUGCAGCGGUAAGUACCUGAUCGGUGAUGAAAAUUGUUUUGUCUGUACGUGGAUU